AUGGGUAUCCUGCGCAAAGUUUUUUCUCGCCGCACGCUUGCAUACGCCACGGGUGGUACAGCGUUGUUUUUCGGAGGCGGUCUCGUAUACCUGAAUUCUGGUCCACCAUAUCCUGUUCCUUCGAAGGAGACUCGCCGACCACCUCCGCCAUGGACACCACCAUCGAGAGCUGAAAUGUUGGCGAAGCUCAAAGCAUCUGGUGCGAUCACCACACUUACCAAGGGUGGUCAAGAUGCACAGAGCGAGGAAUUCGAUUUGCUAAUCAUUGGAGGAGGCGCUACGGGUGCUGGUUGUGCUGUAGAUGCGGCCAGUCGCGGGUUGAAAGUUGCGCUGGUGGAAAGAGACGAUUUCAGUGCUGGAACUUCUUCCAAAUCAACCAAGCUCGUCCAUGGAGGUGUCAGAUACCUACAAAAAGCUGUAUUCGAACUCGAUUAUGACCAAUACAAACUAGUUCGCGAGGCUCUCCAUGAACGACGCACGUUCCUCCACAUCGCCCCGUAUCUCUCUGAAAUGUUACCUAUCAUGCUUCCCAUUUACAAGUACUGGCAAGUCCCUUACUACUGGGCUGGUUGCAAGAUGUACGACGUUCUGGCUGGAAAGGAAAACAUGGAAAGUUCGUAUCUCAUGAGCAAAGGAAAGGCAUUGGAGACUUUCCCCAUGCUUAAGAGCGACGGUCUGGUUGGGGCACUGGUUUAUUAUGAUGGACAACAUAACGACUCGCGCAUGAACAUCGCUCUCAUCAUGAGCGCUGUCAAGGCCGGUGCUGUUGUGGCCAACUAUUGCGAAGUCACACAACUGCACAAGGACGCGAACGGAAAACUAAACGGAGCAAAGGUCAAGGACACCCUCACUGGAGAACAGUGGAACGUUCGCGCCAAAGGUAUUAUUAACGCGACAGGCCCUUUCGCUGAUUCAGUCUUGGCUCUCGACAACCCUUCACAUGAAACGAUCGUCCAGCCAUCCUCCGGCGUGCACAUCACGCUCCCCAACUAUUAUUCCCCUCGCACGAUGGGUCUUCUAGAUCCCUCCACCUCCGACGGGCGCGUUAUCUUUUUCCUCCCCUGGCAAGGCAACACCAUCGCUGGCACAACUGAUACCCCCGCACGCGUCUCUCGCGAUCCCGAGGCAUCCGAAGAGGAUAUCCGAUGGAUCCUCGAGGAGGUCCGCAGCUAUCUCUCCCCGGAUAUCAAGGUCCGCCGCGGGGACGUUCUGAGCGCGUGGAGUGGGUUGCGUCCAUUGGUGAGAGAUCCGAAUGCGGAGAAGACCGAGGGCCUGGUUCGCAAUCAUAUGAUUAAUGUCAGUGAGAGUGGGCUGUUGACCAUCGCUGGUGGAAAAUGGACGAAGUAUAGGGCAAUGGCCGAAGAGACCAUCGACACUGCGAUCAAGGCGUUCGGUUUAGAGGGACGCGUUAAGAAUGGGUGUGUUACGAGAGAGCUGAGGCUUGUUGGAAGCGAUGGCUGGAGUCGUAACAUGUUCAUUGGGCUCAUUCAGACCUACGGAUUGGAAACUGCUGUAGCUAAGCAUCUUUCGGAGAACUACGGUGAUCGCGCAUGGACAGUCUGCUCGCUCGCCGAACCGACGGGCGAAUCAUGGCCUCUACACGGAAAGCGACUGGCUCCCCAAUAUCCUUUCAUUGACGCGGAGGUGCGGUACGCCGUACGCCACGAAUACGCUCAGACCGCCAUCGACGUUCUCGCACGACGCACACGGCUCUCCUUCCUGAACGCGCGCGCCGCGCUCGACGCUCUGCCCACCGUCGUUGACAUCAUGGCACAGGAACUCAAUUGGACGUACGCUCAGCGGAAGAAGCAGAUCGACGAUGCGGUCAAGUUCUUGGGUAGUAUGGGCAUCUCUCCCGCGCUCGCGGCGGCGCACAAACCUGAGCCGAUACCGCGUGGGCGCUGGGAGAACUUGAUGUGGUCGGUGAGGAAGACAGGCGCGGGUGUAUGGAAUGUGUUUUGGCCUGUUCAUGAGACAAAGGAAAGCUUCGGCCCGGGGAGAAGCAAAUUCGAGGCGGGUGAGGUGGCUGCGCUCCGAAGUGCGUUUGCUGGACGAGCGAGGCCAGUAGGCGAUGGAGAGGAGAAGGUGAAGGCGGAGGAGGUGGUCGAGGUGCUGAAGCUUGUGCCUAGCUAUUCGGAGAUCAGCAAAAUCACAAAAAAGGAGCUAGAUUAUGUGUUAAACGAGGCUGGGAUGCGUGGGCAGUCUGAGUUCGACUUUGAUGAAUUUAUCGAGAUUUCUGGUAAUCUAAAGGAGAUCUUGGUUGCUCCCUCACCUAAAAAACAUCGCAGUCGGAUGAGCAUUCCUGUGGAAAAGAGCGGAGGAGGCGUUUGA
Psilocybe cubensis is the source of this 2331-nucleotide messenger RNA. RefSeq lists its product as uncharacterized. NCBI's taxonomy places the organism in Eukaryota, Fungi, Basidiomycota, Agaricomycetes, Agaricales, Agrocybaceae. Gene Ontology annotation, molecular function: glycerol-3-phosphate dehydrogenase (quinone) activity. Bases 1 to 2331 code for a protein of 776 amino acids. The record is from RefSeq and is a predicted model, not a curated record. The transcript has 7 exons. Gene Ontology annotation, biological process: glycerol-3-phosphate metabolic process. Gene Ontology annotation, cellular component: mitochondrion; glycerol-3-phosphate dehydrogenase (FAD) complex.